UGCAGCCGAGCACCAAUAUGCUCGUGAAGCUGGUGCUGGUAACUUGCCUUGGAGUCGCGACUGUCAGUCCCAAAAUGCGAGGCGGCCAGGAGCUCGUCCUACAUACUGGUGGUGCAGCAGAAUUAAUGCGGAGUCCACCAAACGCUUCGUGCACCACCAUCGCCAUAACGGACAGUACCACCACUCCUCCAGACGUCGUGAAGGAUCUACUCGUAAAAUCAGCGUUGGACCAGUGGCAAGUGAUGGCAACAUUUGAGGUGAAUUUAGGGAAGAGAAACACCACCAUUACUGAUCGCCUGUCGAAGUUGAUCCCCUUAGCACGUCAAGUAGGUAACUCAGAACAGUUUGCCCAUGUGAUGUACUUUACUAAGUACUUUUCUGAAUGUUUAUCAUAUAGCAGACGAAUAGACGACAUGGGUUCUUAUGUUCCCCUCACACAGGUAACAGUACAAAAUGGUUUUAUUUAGUGAAAAACGGGGCCUAGGUUAAGAAAAAAAAAAAUCUACUGGAGG
Scylla paramamosain (green mud crab) is the source of this 512-nucleotide messenger RNA. RefSeq lists its product as uncharacterized. The coding region runs from base 18 to 467 and encodes 149 amino acids. The record is from RefSeq and is a predicted model, not a curated record. The transcript has 3 exons. NCBI's taxonomy places the organism in Eukaryota, Metazoa, Arthropoda, Malacostraca, Decapoda, Portunidae.